AUGACCGUAACGAUUGGUAUGGCUUUACUCGUCAUGGCGCUCGAAGGCUACGUCUUUGCGCGGUUUGAGCUAGGCAUCCUAGGCUAUGACCCAGACCUACCUGCCAUCUCACAACAAAAGUCAAAGGCCUCCAAGGCGAUUCCAACGUACUUUAGCCUCUUCCUCUUUGCGGAGGUCUUUGGCCUCGGCCUCACCUGGGACUCGCUUCGUCUGAAAAACACUAUUCAGGUAAUUGGACUGUGCAUCUACCACUUGGCGCUCGCAACGUACAGUAUCAUCCAAAUUGCACAGAUCCGUGAUGCUCUCGUCGCUGCAAACCUCACGCCAAUCUGGAAUGGUACAGAAUCACGUCUACCCAUUCGUCCGUUUCUCUUCGCCAUCCCACCAGUCAUCAUCGUCUUCAAUGGCGCACUCGUCUACCUUGCCUACCGGCUCUACAAUGAAUUCGGAUGGACCAUCUACAAACACAUUGGCGCGGACUUACAAAUGCGACGCCGAUACAUGGCCUACCAGAUCUUCGUCGCCCUGCUCAAAUUCGAUUUCGUCGUCUUUGUUGGCUUCUCCGUGCAAUUCGCCGUCAUCCAGCUCGAUCGCAGUGACCCAGAGUUCUACAUGACCCUGGCUGUCAUUCCCAUCACCAUGCUCGGUUUGCUCUGCACCAGUCUUGCACUGCGUCGUGAAAUUCACUGGGCCAUGUAUCUCGCACUCAUCUACUUUCUGGCGGGCGCCGGUUACUUUGUCUUCAAAGUUGAACGCAUGUACGCUGGUCCAAAAGCAGCAUCUUAUGGUGCUGCUCGACGACCGCUCGUGACAUUCGCAAUCCUGACACUUGCAUUGCUCGUUGCCUCGAUUGCGAAUGCUAUUGUCUGUAUGCGCAACUUUGGAUUCGGUCUCAAACAAAUCCUCGAUCGUCGGCGCGUCGAUUCCUUUGGUCGCAAUAUGGAAGAUGGCGUUGGCUCGGAUUUUGUUAGCCCGCAUUAUCAACCACAACAGUAUGAUGGAACAGGCUUCGGCUCAGCUUAA
Messenger RNA from Protomyces lactucae-debilis, 1023 nucleotides. RefSeq lists its product as uncharacterized. Gene Ontology annotation, cellular component: Golgi apparatus. Lineage: Eukaryota; Fungi; Ascomycota; Taphrinomycetes; Taphrinales; Protomycetaceae. The record is from RefSeq and is a predicted model, not a curated record. The transcript has 2 exons. The coding region runs from base 1 to 1023 and encodes 340 amino acids.